Cetraspora pellucida is the source of this 2538-nucleotide messenger RNA. Lineage: Eukaryota; Fungi; Glomeromycota; Glomeromycetes; Diversisporales; Gigasporaceae. The record is from the annotation of a GenBank genome assembly.
AUGAUAACUAAUAGUAUUAUUGCGAUGGAUAUCAUUCCAGAUAAUGAAGGAAAAGUAGUAAUAUAUGGUUCACCUAAUAAGGAUAAUACACAUAAAGUUUCCGGUAAACUUCGUAUAAUCCUCUCAAGACCUCAAAAAAUAAAGUUUAUAACAAUUAAAUUAAAAGGAAAAUCCGAAUAUUCAGAUUGGGAAGACCAAUUUUCUUCUUUAGAUAUAAUUAAAGUUGAAAAAGUUCUUUAUGAAAAAGAAACUUUACCUAUAGGUGUAACCGAUCUUGAUUAUGAAUUUGAAGUUCCUGGUAAUUUACCACAAACUUAUAGAACUAAUUUUGGAGCAAUUUUUUAUAAAUUGGUUGCCAUGUUUCAACCUGUUUCAUUAAUGUCAAAAUAUACUAGAGUUGAAAAAGGAAUUAAUGUUUUAAGACAUUUUUUACCUUGUAGAAGAGAACUUUUACCUGCACCACCUUCAAAAGUUUAUAAGGGUCAAAGAAAGGAUAUUUUAAAUUUUGAGUUGGAACUUCCUACAGUCAUUUGUGUACAAGAGAAAAGUUUAUUAGUCAAAUUAAAAUUAUCUCCGACAAGCGAUCAAGGUCGCAUAAAGAAGGUUUUAUUUGAGUUGAUUCAAUCUGAAAAAUACAGUCAAAAAGACUUAAACGAAUAUUACAUUGAUCCUACACAAGUAAUUUCGAUUAUUCCAUUAAAUGGAUCAUCGUUAACAAAACGUAAACGAACCUAUCCUAUAACACCGACAACACUCAGUAUUCGUAAUGAAGAUGAUAAUUGGAAUAAUCCAUUAUUUUAUAACCUACCGUUUGCACAAUAUCUUGGUGCUUCUCCUCGUAAAGCUCGUUUAAAGGCUACUCUUAAAUCUCCGUUAAUGAAAGUUAGACAUAAAUUUAAAUUUGUAGUGAUGUUUGAAGAUGAAAGUGAAGCUGAUUUGGAAUUAGUAUUUCCAAUUAUUAUUACUACUAUUCCCGAAUACAGAUUGGAACCUUGGUUGGCUGAUAUUUUGGGACAUGUCGACCUACCUCCUUACAGUGAUUCUUUUGCUUUAAGAGGACCUUCGGAAUUUAUAAAUGUAGAUAAUGAAAGAAAUGAAAGAAAUGAAAGAAAUGAAAGGAAUGAAAGGAAUGAAAGGAAUGAAAGGAAUGAAAGGAAUGAAAGAGAUGAUAGAAAUGAAAGAGGUUCAAAUGAUCCAGAUAAACAACAACCAAAACUAAAACAAAGGAGGAGUCAACCUUCAUUAAUAAGUCGUUUAUUACAUCGUAAUGAAAACAAUUCUCUUAAAAAAGAUUCCGGUACUUCAACAUCUAGUACACCUUCUACUUUUUCAAAUAAUCAUGAACUUAUAUAUGAAGAAAGUCCGGAUACUUCAAUAUCUUCAAUUGGACAUAUGAAUCCAGUUUCUUUCUUGAACAUGCCUGAUGAUGAUGAUUGGUUUGGAAAUUCUGCUUUUGAGAUUCGUAGUGAACCCACUAGUCCUAAAUUAAGUGGAUUAAUUCCAGCAGCCUUGACUGUUCCAAGUGAUUUAUCAUCAUCAUCAAACGUGAGUCGAGGGAGGACUAAUAAUAUUAGUGAUAUUAGUAAGAGGAUUAAUGAGAUUAGUGAUAUUAGUAAGAGGAUUAAUGAGAUUAGUGAUGUGUGUGAGAGUUUUUUACUACUACCUCAAACUAUGGGAAGACUAUCAUUGAACAUUAAAAUUAGAAAUUCAUCAAAUCCUGAUAAUUUUGAACCGGAAACAAGAGAAUUAAUUAUUCCUUCAAAUGUUACAUGGAAUAAAUUAGAAAAAGAGAUCCGAACAUUAUUUUCCAAAAUUAAUCCAAAUGAUGAAAUUCAAUUAAAAUAUCGUGAUUUCGAAGGUGAUAUGAUUCAUAUUUCAUCAGAUGGAGAACUUUCAAGUGUAUUGAGUACAUUGAAUGAAGACCAAGUGAUGAAAUUUGACUUGGUUAUUAAAUCACAAUUUGAAAUAGAUGACAAAUUUGUUGAUGUCACUAAGAAUAUUUUACAUCAAUGGCUUGACGAAAACUUGCCAAAUCUUGUUGACAGAGUAACUCGCGAAGUUGUAAAUUCGAUUGAUCGAAAAAGGAAAUUAUUCGCUCAAGAUCAUAUCGAUAUAUCAACUUCAACUUUAAUCAAGAAUGACGAGUACGAGUCAACUUCAAUCAAGAAUGACGAGAAUAAAGUAUUCACAUAUCCAUCCAAAAAAAUUCAAGGAAAAAUUGGUGAAACCGUUGAAGUUCUUAUCUCUUAUCAAUAUUUAACAUUUUCUCAUGCAUCUACGAAGGAUGUUUGGGGUACUGGAAUCUAUACUCCUGAUUCUGAUUUGAUUAAGGCGUUGGGUCAUUCCGGUUCAUUCAUUCUUCCAAAGACAUCACAACCAGAUCAUGAUCUUUCAAUUAUUUUACGAUUUUUACCCGGAUGUGACAAAUAUUUAGGAUCAAUUAAUAAUGGAUUAAAAAGUCAAGAUUAUAAUAAAUUUAACUUGAGCUUCGUUAUCGAACAUGUUAAACAUUUACCAAAAGGAAGUGUUUCGUUGUGA